UUGCUUUCUGCUUUUGUUUGUUCUGCUAACAACUUACUAUUCCCCCAAAAACAGGUUUUUUUAGAUUUGUUAAGUCUUAAGGCUGUCUUGAGAAGAGGGUAUGUAUGAUCUGGGUUCCAGGUUUCCUGCUGUAGCAGUGAGAUCAUAAAUGUAUAAUCUAAAGUGACUACAAUACCCACUAAGUUAAAAUUAGUACUUUAAGGAAAGCCGUUUUCUGUUCAAAAUUUUGCGUCUUGGUUUCUAUGCAGCUGGCUCUCAAGUAUAUGCUACCAUUUGAUGUGGGUUUGGUUUUUGGUUUUUUUUAGAAGUUACAUUUAGAGCAAACCUGCCAAUCCUGUUCAUUUUUUAGUACAUCAGUAGAUGGGAAAGCUAAUGCAUAUUGCAAAAAUAUCAGCUAAAGAAACAUCAUUACAGAUAUGGGUUAUAAAAGGCAGUUUCUGUCAUAUAGCAGGCAGGAUGGACAAAUAGAUGCUGAUGAGCUACAGAGAUGUCUCACCCAGUCAGGGAUUGCAGGAGCGUAUAAACCUUUCAACUUAGAGACUUGCAGACUCAUGAUCUCAAUGCUGGAUAGGGAUAUGUCUGGCACACUGGGAUUUAAUGAGUUUAAAGAACUCUGGGCUGUGGUCAAUGGCUGGAAGCAACAUUUCAUAAGUUUUGACAACGACAGAAGUGGUACAGUGGAUCGUCAAGAACUAGAGAAAGCCUUGAUGAAUAUGGGAUUUAGACUGAGCCCACAGGCAGUGACUGCAAUCACAAGGCGAUACAGCACUCGUGGAAAGAUUACAUUUGAUGAUUACAUUGCCUGCUGUGUGAAACUGAGAGCUCUCACUGAAUGUUUUAGAAGAAGGGAUACAUCUCAGCAAGGUUUUGUGAACUUCCAGUAUGAUGAUUUCAUACAGUGUGUUAUGAGCAUCUGAAUCAAAAGGAAGCAAGCUGUGGAUGAUCACAAUUAACAUUCCAGUUUGUGUUUUGCUUUGCCAAAUCUUCCAAUGAUUGUGUAUCUCAAUAUUGCAAAUUGCCUAUUUUAUGAAGGUAUUGCUUUACACAGUUGCAUUUUUUUAGUUUUGACAAUGAAUAUAAACUACUUGUACUGUUGUCUUUAACUUCCAACCUGUGACGAUUAAAGAUGUUUUUAUUUUCAUAAACUUGCAAUUCACUAUGUAUAACUCAAAUUAUGCAGAUAGUCAGUUUUUCCUGUAAUGUGUUUACUUUUUUCCUGUGAUUCACUAAAACUAGUUCCUGGAGUGCAACUUAACUUACCUUUUUCUGUCUUAAACAGUAUCAUGUGUAUGACACAAGAUGAUAGGAGUAAGACAGAUGUACAAACUGAAGGAGCUUUUGGAAUGGUCAUUUUAUGCUGGUCUGUUAGAACAUCAGUAAGUUUAAGUUGCUUAUUUCAGCAGCUAGCUAUUUUCAAGAUGAAGUCGGUGACACCAUGCGCUGAGUGUAAGACUACCUGUUGGAACUUCUCAUAAGCAGGGAUGCGACAAAACAUAGCACAGAACUCUUCUAGCAGUGUGCUCUUGUACAGGGGGCUAUUGUUCCAGCAAGAUUGUUGCUCUGUUUGUGUCACUAUAUAAAACACUUUUAAACAUA
Messenger RNA from Aquila chrysaetos chrysaetos, 1596 nucleotides. It is a transcript of the gene SRI, whose product is annotated as sorcin. Lineage: Eukaryota; Metazoa; Chordata; Aves; Accipitriformes; Accipitridae. Gene Ontology annotation, molecular function: calcium ion binding. The record is from RefSeq and is a predicted model, not a curated record. The transcript is spliced from 7 exons. The coding region runs from base 417 to 917 and encodes 166 amino acids.